CCGUGCUCGGCCGCGGCCAUGGCGGAGCCCACGGUGUGCUCCUUCCUCACCAAGGUGCUGUGCGCCAACGGCGGCCGCAUGUUCCUGCAGGACCUGCGCGGCAACGUGGAGCUGUCGGAGGCCCGGCUCCGGGACGUGCUGCGCCAAGCCGGGCCCGACCGCUUCCUGCUGCAGGAGGUGGAGACGAGGGAGGGCCUCUGGGACGCCGAGGCCGAGGUGGCGGCCGGCGCGGGCGGCGGCGGCGGCGGCGGCGGCCCCUGCGCCUGGCGGGUGGUGGCCGUGUCCUCCGCGCGCCUCUGCGCCCGCUACCAGCGCGGCGACUGCCAGGCCUGCGACCAGCUGCACCUCUGCCGCCGCCACAUGCUGGGCAAGUGUCCGAACCGCGACUGCUGGUCAACCUGCACCCUUUCCCAUGACAUCCACACACCUGUCAACAUCCAAGUACUGAAAAACCAUGGGCUUUUUGGCCUCAAUGAGGCCCAGCUUCGGAUCCUGCUUUUACAGAAUGACCCGUGCCUUUUACCAGAGGUCUGUUUGCUGUACAACAAAGGUGAAGCACUAUAUGGCUACUGCAACCUCAAGGAUAAAUGCAACAAGUUCCAUGUGUGCAAAUCCUUUGUCAGAGGGGAAUGCAGGCUUCAGAAAUGCAAACGGUCCCAUCAGCUCAUUCAUGCUACAGCCUUGAAGCUGCUGCAGGACCAAGGACUGAAUAUUCCAAGUGUCGUUAAUUUUCAGAUCAUCUCUACCUACAAGCACAUGAAGCUGCACAAGAUGCUCGAAAAUCAAGAUAAUUCAGCUUCUGCUCAGUGUUCCCAGGGCCCCGAGAAACCAGGAGUACACGUGGCUGGUGCUGCCGAGGCCAGUCCUGUGGCUUCCAUGCCUGCUCAGUCAGCCAAGAAGCCACACGCAGCUAAACCGUAAAGGACGUCCAUGAAAUAAGAUGCUUGUCCAGUUGGAACGUCCGAAAACAAAGCUUCUGUUGAGCUUUAUUUGUAAGUUCCUUCAUGUAAUCACUUAUCAGUAGCGGUCAUAGUAAUACCUACCUCACACAUUGUUGUAAAAAUUAAAGAAGACAGAGAAGGGGAGCACAUCAGGUUGGGAGGAUAACAUUGGGGAUGGGUGGUUGGGGAUGUGGUGGGACAUUGAGCAGGCAGAGAGGGGAGAGCGUGAGUAUGGUUGGGGUCAGUCCAGGGCAAACUCUGAAGAUGGCGGGUUCUGCCUGUAAUCCCUGACCUCUCCCCCAGGCUGACGG
Neomonachus schauinslandi (Hawaiian monk seal) is the source of this 1252-nucleotide messenger RNA. It is a transcript of the gene ZC3HAV1L, whose product is annotated as zinc finger CCCH-type containing, antiviral 1 like. Bases 19 to 921 code for a protein of 300 amino acids. The record is from RefSeq and is a predicted model, not a curated record. Lineage: Eukaryota; Metazoa; Chordata; Mammalia; Carnivora; Phocidae. The transcript is spliced from 4 exons. Gene Ontology annotation, molecular function: metal ion binding.